AUGUACAAGUUGCAGGUGGUUUUGAUCCAACCUCAAAAUCAAUUGAAGGCAAACGGUUACAGUAUUGAUGGAGAUAAUAGUGAUGAUCAGACUAUCACAACCAUUAGAAAUGGUGGUCACAUAAUCCGUGACCAUACUCGAAAAUUCCUGCAUUUCACAAAGCCUGAAAAUACUUUGCUUCAACUUGCUGAUGAGAUUGAGAAUAGGAUCACCAAGCUAUAUUCAAAUCUGAAUAUUGAAAGUUUUGAGAUAUUAAGUUUACAGGAUAUAAACCAUUGUGAUUUAGACGCAACUUAUCUUGUGAAAGAUGUUUUUUCAAUGGAUAACACAGUUUUAGUUAUUUUAAAAAAUGAGCUGGAAUUUAUUGACGCAAAUGGUACACUAAAUGCUAAUGAUUUGCAUGAUGCUGGAAGAAUCUCUGCUUAUAGCUCAGUAAGAAAGAGGAGAAGUUCAAAAGCAUUUGGAAAUAGCAGUAGGAUUGAACCGCAGAUUUUAGUACCUAAGAGAAGUAAGCCUAAUAAUUUGGCACCUUUGAGUAAUAACUUGCGUGUUACUUCGCCAUUGGCUAAUGAGAUAUCUAAUGAUGAGAUAAAUUCAUCGACUGUUGUUAUUAAUCGUAAUGUUUCGACUGCAUUUGCUGCCAAUAGAUCAACUUUAACUGACAGGUCAUUUUUACCACCACCGGCACAACCACAAUCGCCUGCCAUCAGGAUUAGUUCUGGUAUUGGUGACGGUAAGAGAAUAUUUUCAGAGUCACAGAACUUGGAUGUAGUGUCUAGGUCAGAAGUAGUCGACCCUGAUAAAUCAAAGCAACAGUUGAUUGUGCCAGAUAUUCCUAUGGAGUUUAUUUCAACGCCGAAUAGAGUGAAUUUGAGUGGGCAGCGUGUAAUAUCAGAAAGUCAACCAAAGUCUUUGGUUUUUAGUAAAAAGAGAAUUAACAGUCCAAUAAACAACCAUAUAGAUGUGCAACUCGAAAAUGAUAGUAACACUGCCCGAGGUAAGAAAUUAGUUGGUGCUGAACGUAAAAUUUUACCCAACACUAGAAACUCCGAUUCACCCACAAAUCGUAACGACAAAAGAACAUCAUCACUUGAACUAAAGGUUCAUAAUAAAAGGGUAAAUUCCACUAAUAUUCCCAUAAUUGAGGAUGUAUUAAAGAGAAUCGAUAACUUUUCAGAUACCGAGGAGGGUCAAAUAGUUCACAAUCCGGUAAGAAGUACAUCGUUAGCCUCCAGGCAGUAUCAAGUUGAUUAUGGUACCAACACAACUGAUGAAAAAGAUAGUGUUAGAAGUAUAAUUGGUAGUGAUAAAGAGCAGACUAUGUGUAGAAGUGAAGAAUCUACUAAAUCUUUAGGUACAUCUUUGGAUCCUACAACUGAAACUGAAAAAAUAGCUCUGGGUGUCAUAAAUGGUCCUUCGUCCCUUCCUAAUUCGAAAAAAGAGAAUAAAGAAUUGGCAGUUAAGCUACACAAUACAAACCUUAAUGAUUCUCCAAAUGCCACUGAGAUAAACACUAAGACUCCUAAAAAAAACACUGAUAAAGCAUCUUCUGUCUCUAAGACUUCUCCAGUAAAGACUUCAUCUUCAAAGGUUUCGUCACCAAAGAAAACACCAACAUUAUCAAAAAAGCUGCAAGCGAUAGUCGAUCAUGAAUAUCCAGAUGAGUCAAAAAAAAGGAAGAGCCCCAUUGCAAAAGAAGUGAGAAAUAUUACUGAUAAUAAGAAAAGUUCUAAUGUGAGAACACCCAGUAAAUCACUUAAGGUAAAUAAUAUGGAACUAUCUCUAAAAAGCUUGAUUUCACAACAGUCCACACCAAAUAAUCUUGAAAGGUCGGCAACGAAGGAAAAAACUGAUUAUGACACCAUGAAGGACAAUCUAAGAGAAACUUUGUCAGCGUUAAAGCAAAUAAAAAGUGUUGCAUCCCCUACCUCCGCAAAAUCUAAAACUGCAGCAGAAAAGAUCACCGAGAUCAAGGAAAAGGUUUUGAAAACCAUCACAAAUGCAGAAAAACCCCUAACAGUUAAACUGGCUAACGGAAAUAUUUCUGCUGGUAAAAAUGAGAAGGUUGAUAAUGAACAAAUAGCUAAAGGUAUACCGGUGAAGAUUUCCAAGAUUUCUUCUCAACCACACGUUGCUACUACGCCAAGAAAAGAAAAUCGAGCCCAACCUUCGACUUCUGCUUUAAGGAAGUCACCACGUAUAUCUUCACAAUCAAAUAAAACGAAUACUAAAUCAAUUAGUGCAACCCCAAAUAAAUCUGCCAAUGAAAAACCUCUAUCUACGAGUAGAGAUACAAUACGAUCUUCUCAAAAUGGCAGUUCAAAAGAAACUGUGAGUAAUGACCAAUCAUCAUCACAUAACAUACAGAACUCAAAAAGUACUAAGAGCGCUGUUGUAUCAUCUUCACAACCGGUUCAUAACUCUAACCGAUUGCAACAACAAGACAAUUCUAUCUCUGAACCGAGUUCUGCAAAGAAACACGGUAUGGCAAGUAGGUAUGAGAAAGCAGGGUUGAUUAAGAAAGUGAAAUUGUUACGUAAAGAAUCAGAUAGUGAUUCUGAUUCAAGUGACAGCUCUAAUGAUGAUAGUAACAGAUCGUUUAGAUCAUCUCAAUUAAGAUUGUCACAGCCGAAACAAAAGUUGGUCGGAAACUCGCAGACGGAAUCUAAUGGCACUGAUAAGGGUACUUCUGGCAGACAGGGUAAAAAAAGCGAAAAGCAAUACUUGAGUAAAGAGUUUGUUGAUAGUGAUAGUGACGAAAGCGAUGCUGGUAGCAGUGACUAA
This is a messenger RNA of Nakaseomyces glabratus, 2784 nucleotides long. RefSeq lists its product as uncharacterized. Gene Ontology annotation, cellular component: nucleolus. Gene Ontology annotation, molecular function: phosphatase activator activity; rDNA binding. The record is from RefSeq and is a predicted model, not a curated record. Gene Ontology annotation, biological process: negative regulation of septation initiation signaling; rDNA heterochromatin formation. Lineage: Eukaryota; Fungi; Ascomycota; Saccharomycetes; Saccharomycetales; Saccharomycetaceae.